GAUGACAUGUAUGUUUCUUACUUGCGAAACUGAACAGCCUCAAGCUACCUUCUCUCUUCCUCUCUCACACUGUGUGUGUAUUUUGGCCUGGGCUGCCUGCUUUUCUGGAUUCUUAUCUUCUCUACACUGUCGUACUCUUGUCCUUUUUGGCAGUUGGAUUAAGGGAGAUAGAGGUGGACCACAUGGUGUAAAGGUGAAGUGGAUUGUUGAGAAGGGUAAUUCUGUGAAGUAGUUGGGAAAAGGCCCAUUUUUAAGCACUGUUGGUUGUGGAAAAUCUGAUGGGCAACAACAGAUAAAGAUUGUGAGUGGAUUCAUGUGAUUAUGGUUAUGAGUUAGUUGGCAUUCCAUGAGAUUUUAGAGGAAAGGAUUCUUUAUUUUCUCUCGAAAACUAUGGAGACGUCAAAUAAGAAGUAUUUUGAGAGAGUGGUCUCACAGAAGGCUCUGCAAAUGGGGAGCUCCUUUCCUUGCCAAAUUUGUGUGGUGGGUUUCCUCUGUGGAGUCUGUCUCACCUCUCUCUUUCUUGCUGCUCUCACUUCUUUUGGUUCCUUCGAGUUUGGUGGGCUUUCAUUUUCAGCCAUUCCAGUACUCGCCAAUUCACCAUGGAAUUCAAGCUCAGAAAUCAUCGAUGUGGUUACGGGUAAGGACUGCAAUUUCAAACCAAAGGAAACAGAGAGUUUAGUGGAUUUGCAAAGUAGUAAAGAAAGGAAGAAUGAUGAGAGAGUCUCCUUUCUAUAUUCAGCUUGGAGUGCCAUGCUAACUAAACCGACUUUGGAACCAUUAAAACUAAACGGAGACAUUAGUGUGCCAAAAGCCCCUCAUUUGGAAAAUUGCAAGUUGAGAGCACAAGCAAAUCAUCGUCUUGAUAAGCGGUCUGAGAAUGGGAGCUUCCCUCCUUGGGCAGGUUGGAAGGGAUUGUUGGACAUGCACCCGGCAGCUGCAACCAAUGAGCGGCGGAGAUACUCUGAAAAUGCUCAUCCUCCCUGGAUUUCAGGAUCAGAUGAAGAAAACUACCCCUCGACUAGAAAAGUGCAACGUGACUUAUGGAUCCAUCAGCAUCCAAUGAACUGCAGCGAUCCAAAUGUUAAAUUUCUUGUAGUUGACUGGGAGAGAUUACCUGGAUAUGGUAUUGGAGCACAGAUUGCUGCAAUCUGUGGUCUUUUUGCUAUUGCAAUCAAUGAGAAAAGGGUCCUUGUUACCAACUAUUAUAAUCGGGCUGACCAUGAUGGAUGUAAAGGUUCAUCCCGCUCCAGCUGGUCUUGCUAUUUCUUUCCAGAAACAUCUCAAGAAUGCCGAGACCGUGCAUUUGAGCUUUUGGGGAGUGAAGAGGCAUGGAAAAGAGGAAUCAUAACUGAAAAGGGAAAUUAUAGUUCAAAGGAAAUAUGGUCUGGACGACGGAUUCCUAGGGUAUGGGGCCACCCUUGGAGUUAUUUGCAACCAACUACGGAAAUAAAUGGGAGUUUGAUUGCUUAUCAUCGCAAGAUGGAUCGGAGGUGGUGGAUGGCACAGGCAGUUCGCUACUUAAUGAGGUUUCAAACAGAGUACACGUGUGGCCUAUUAAAUGUUGAGCGCCAUGCUGCAUUUGGAAAGGAAGCUGCAAAAUUAGUUCUGCGAAGUCUUGACAAGGAAUGGCCAAAGGGAUUUACAAACACGCCAAGAUCUGAUAUCGAAGAUUACGUGUGGUCAAGUCACAAACCAUGGGUGCCUAGGCCACUGCUAAGCAUUCAUGUCAGGAUGGGAGACAAAGCUUGCGAAAUGAAGGUAGUUGAAUUUGAAGAAUACAUGCAUCUUGCACAUCGCAUCAGGAAGCACUUCCCACACCUCAACAACGUUUGGCUUUCUACUGAAAUGCAGCAAGUUAUUGACAAGUCAAAAAGCUAUUCUGAGUGGAAUUUUUACUACACGAAUGUGACACGCCAAGUGGGAAACACUUCAAUGGCGAGUUAUGAAUCGAGUCUUGGUAGGGAGAGAAGCACAAACAAUCCGAUCGUCAAUUUCUUGAUGGCGACGGAAGCAGACUUUUUCAUUGGAGCAUUGGGUUCCACUUGGUGCGUGCUUAUAGAUGGAAUGAGGAAUACCGGAGGAAAAGUAAUGGCUGGAUACUUGAGUGUCAACAAAGAUCGAUUCUGGUAGAAGAGAUUUACCUAAAACCUCCCUAUUUCAUUUGUAUCUAAAUUUUGUUACCUGUAAAUACUCUUGAUGUAUAUACACAUUCACAAAGACUCGUAAUAAUAUGGUACAUAUGUACAACUCC
Alnus glutinosa is the source of this 2251-nucleotide messenger RNA. RefSeq lists its product as uncharacterized. The coding region runs from base 391 to 2130 and encodes 579 amino acids. Lineage: Eukaryota; Viridiplantae; Streptophyta; Magnoliopsida; Fagales; Betulaceae. The record is from RefSeq and is a predicted model, not a curated record. Gene Ontology annotation, molecular function: alpha-(1->6)-fucosyltransferase activity. The transcript has 9 exons. Gene Ontology annotation, biological process: protein N-linked glycosylation.